AUGGAUCCUUCUCUCGCAGCACUAAUGUCCGCUAACCUGAAGAAACAGGCCGAAAAAUCAUCCGCAACCGAAGUGGUUGUAGAGUCGAGUGGGGAUGUCAACGCUGGAGAAGCGCCAAAGAAGAAAUACAAGCCUCCUCCAGGUGCUCAGCAAUUGGGAAUGCAAGCCAUGUUGAUGCAAGAAGCUCUGGGGGGCAGUGUCAAACUGAAGAAGGUUGACAAGAAGUGA
Molecule: messenger RNA, 228 nt
Organism: Cylindrotheca closterium
Lineage: Eukaryota; Bacillariophyta; Bacillariophyceae; Bacillariales; Bacillariaceae
Source: the annotation of a GenBank genome assembly